AUGUUCCUGCGAUGUGAACCGUACCUAUGUGAAGUGCCAAAUAAUCUACCGGAUAGUGAACUUCCCGAACUAAAGUGUAAUUUAACCGUUUGUCCGGCAAUACAACUCGAAGAACUACCAGUGUUUAGCAAAUUUGAAAAUUUUCGAAAGUUGCAACGUGUGAUCGCGUACGUUUGGCGGUAUAGUACGAACAUAAAGAAGAAGUCGGAGGAUGAUCGUGAGUUGAGAGAAUUUCCUACUGUUUCCGAAAUGCGAAUGGCAAUGAUGUUGAUUAUAAGGGCCAUACAGUCGCAGUGUUUUAUGGACGAAAUACAAGGAAUCAAAUGUGGGAAACCGUCCAAAAGAUUAGAGAAGUUGAGUCCCUUCCUAGAUGACUGUGGGUGUCUUAGGGUGGGAGGACGUCUUGAACAUUCCAAUUUGCCAUACGCCACCAAGCAUCAAUUUAUCCUACCGAAUGAACAUCCUUUGGUGCAAUCUCUUAUUGCUUCUCUCCAUCGUGAGCAUUUACAUGGUGGGCCCUCGGCACUCAUGGCAAUUCUUCGGAGUCAGUUUUGGGUCCUGAGUGCGAGGUCGAAUGUGCGCAAAAUUACAAGGAGCUGCGUACAAUGUUUUAAGGUGAAUCCGAGACUGCUUGACCAGUACAUGGGUGACUUGCCGAGAAGCCGAACUGAAAGGUCACCAGCGUUCCUGAAGGUAGGUGUCGACUUUGCCGGUCCAAUCUUCCUAAAGCAGAAUCAAAGAAAGGCCUCCCCGGUGAAGGGUUACAUCUGCGUUUUUGUGUGCCUUGUUACCAAAUCACUACACCUGGAAGUCGUCGAGAAUCUAGCUACUGAAGCAUUUAUAGCAUGUUUGCAUCGAUUCGUUGGCCGUCGUGGUUUACCCGAAAUAAUAUUCAGCGACAAUGGCACCAACUUUGUUGGUGCUAAGCAUGAACUCCAUCAGCUGUACUCAAUGCUCAAGGAUCAACUCACCCAGCAAAAAAUUUCUGAAUUUUGUUUACCAAAGGAAAUUUCCUGGGAAAUGAUUCCUCCUAACGCUCCUCACAUGGGGGGCAUUUGGGAAGCAGGUGUAAAGAGCGUGAAGACUAUACUGAAGAAGGUGACGAAGGACGCCCGCUUGAACUUCGUUGAAUUUCAAACGCUACUCAUCCGAAUCGAAGCCCUGCUGAACUCUAGACCCCUCUACUUGAAUCCUGAUGCUCUAACACCAGGACACUUCAUAGCUGAUCGUCCCUUAUUGGCUAUUCCGGAACCAACCUGUGAUGGCAUCCCCGAAAACCGUCUAUCUCGUUGGCAAUAUGUGCAAGUACUUCGCAAUCAAUUUUGGAAGAGAUGGUCUCAAGAAUAUUUAACCGAGCUCCAAGGUCGUGCUAAGUGGACUAAAAAGACCCCAAAUAUUCGCCCGGGAAUGGUGGUCCUAGUGAAGGAUGAUAAUCUGCCACCUCAAUCAUGGAAACUUGGAGUAAUCGAACAAACCUUCCCUGGAAAGGACGGUUGUGUUAGAGUUGUGAAUCUUCGAACAAGGAAUGGUUCUAUUAAACGUCCUAUCCAUAAGCUGGCUCCUCUUCCCAUCCUGGACAACGGAGAAAUAUCCAAAGACAGUGGUGCCCCGGGGGGAGUAUGUUCAAGCCAAGCUUGA
This is a messenger RNA of Uranotaenia lowii, 1638 nucleotides long. RefSeq lists its product as uncharacterized. Bases 1 to 1638 code for a protein of 545 amino acids. The transcript has a single exon. The record is from RefSeq and is a predicted model, not a curated record. Gene Ontology annotation, biological process: DNA integration. NCBI's taxonomy places the organism in Eukaryota, Metazoa, Arthropoda, Insecta, Diptera, Culicidae. Gene Ontology annotation, molecular function: nucleic acid binding.